AUGUUUUCCUCCAAGCCUCUGGAUGUGGUGGGCUUCCAGCUGCGCUACACAGAUGAGAGUGGGAGCCUAGUGCUCCACGAGGCACUGACCCAGAACCUCUACUGCCUGAAGGGCAGCUCCCUCAGCGAGCCCCUGCUGGUGGUGUACCAGGCUAGGCCGCUUUGCCUCCAGACGACCACUGCCACCAACGGGCUCGGCCCUGAGCGAAGACAGCAUCAGCACUGCAGCAUGAGGAGGAGUGUCGAGAGGAGGGACCUCUUCCUGGCCAAACAAAACGGCUACAAGUGCCGCCGCCAUGAUGCCACUCCUUACCCACAGUGUCGCCUCCAUCACUGUUAUGUUGACUUCAACAAGGGCGAUCUGGCCAACUGGAUCCUACAGGGUUCAACGCUACCUUCUGCAGGUGGGAAGGUCACACAAACAUAAUUGUUGUAAUUAGUGGUGUGCGCCAAUAUCGAUAAUUUAAUACAAUAUCGAUCGAUAUCGUUAUGAGCGAGGCAUACAGUAUCACAAUGUUGUUUUAUGUAAGGUUGACACAUCUACCCCAAUCAAAUUCAUGUGUAUUUACAUUUUUUAUUUAACCAUUAGUUAACGACCAUCAUUACAAUAAUCUUGCCUGCAGACUGGGUAGUGAAGUGAUCAUCCAACUCCUAAGCUUUUAUGUGUUUAUAAUGAGAGUGUCAUCCCAUUCAGAAGUACCUGCCACAUUGGGAAUUCAGGAGUGUCCAUAGAAGGAUUUAGACAGAGAAGACCAACUGAGGAGAGAUCAGUCAAUAUGUGUGUUGUAAACUCAAUAUCCACUAUGCAUUAUAGAUAGCCUACUGCAGUAGCCUAGCUAUAUGUACAGUGAGGGAAAAAGGUAUUUGAUCCCUUGCUGAUUUUUGUACGUUUGCCCACUGACAAAGACAUGAUCAGUCUAUAAUUUUAAUGGUAGGUUUAUUUGAACAGUGAGAGACAGAAUAACAACAAAAAAAUCCAGAAAAACGCAUGUCAAAAAUGUUAUAAAUUGAUUUGCAUUUUAAUGAGGGAAAUAAAUAUUUGACCCCUCUGCAAAACAUGACUUAGUACUUGGUGGCAAAACCCUUGUUGGCAAUCACAGAGGUCAGACGUUUCUUGUAGUUGGCCACCAGGUUUGCACACAUCUCAGGAGGGAUUUUGUCCCACUCCUCUUUGCAGAUCUUCUCCAAGUCAUUAUGGUUUCGAGGCUGAUGUUUGGCAACUCGAACCUUCAGCUCCCUCCACAGAUUUUCUAUGAGAGACUGGCUAGGCCACUCCAGGACCUUAAUGUGCUUCUUCUUGAGCCACUCCUUUGUUGCCUUGGCCGUGUGUUUUGGGUCAUUGUCAUGCUGGAAUACCCAUCCACGACCCAUUUUCAAUGCCCUGGCUGAGGGAAGGAGGUUCUCACCCAAGAUUUGACGGUACAUGGCCCCGUCCAUUGUCCCUAUGAUGCGGUGAAGUUGUCCUGUUCCCUUAGCAGAAAAACACCCCAAAAGCAUAAUGUUUCCACCUCCAUGUUUGACGGUGGGGAUGGUGUUCUUGGGUCAUAGGCAGCAUUCCUCCUCCUCCAAACACGGCGAGUUGAGUUGAUGCCAAAGACCUCGAUUUUGGUCUCAUCUGACCACAACACUUUCACCCAGUUCUCCUCUGAAUCAUUCAGAUGUUCAUUGGCAAACUUCAGAUGGGCCUGUAUAUGUGCUUUCUUGAGCAGGGGGACCUUGCGGGCGCUGCAGGAUUUCAGUCCUUCACGGCGUAGUGUGUUACCAAUUGUUUUCUUGGUGACUAUGGUCCCAGCUGCCUUGAGAUCAUUGACAAGAUCCUCCUGUGUAGUUCUGGGCUGAUUCCUCACCGUUCUCAUGAUCAUUGUAACUCCACAAGGUGAGAUCUUGCAUGGAGCCCCAGGCCGAGGGAGAUUGACAGUUAUUUUGUGUUUCUUCCAUUUGCGAAUAAUCACACCAACUGUUGUCACCUUCUCACCAAGCUGCUUGGCAAUGGUCUUGUAGCCCAUUCCAGCCUUGUGUAGGUCUACAAUCUUGUCCCUGACAUCCUUGGAGAGCUCUUUGGUCUUGGUGAUGGUGGAGAGUUUGGAAUCUGAUUGAUUGAUUGCUUCUGUGGACAGGUGUCUUUUAUACAGGUAACACGCUGAGAUUAGGAGCACUCCUUUUAAGAGUGUGCUCCUAAUCUCAGCUCGUUACCUGUAUAAAAGACACCUGGGAGACAGAACUCUUUCUGAUUGAGAGGGGGUCAAAUACUUAAUUCCCUCAUUAAAAUGCAAAUCAAUUUAUAACAUUUUUGACAUGCGUUUUUCUGGAUUUUGUUGUUGUUAUUCUGUCUCUCACUGUUCAACUAAACCUACCAUUACAAUUAUAGACUGAUCAUGUCUUUGUCAGUGGGCAAACGUACAAAAUCAGCAGGGGAUCAAAUACUUUUUCCCCUCACUGUAGAGAUCCACUCUGUGUAGUUUCAUUUCUACUAUGCCUGUAUUAUGCUAAAGGAUUGUUAUAAUUUGGGUUGCAAAACUCUGGUAACUUUCCCAUAAUUCCCAGGUUUUCCAGAAAUCCCGGUUGGAGGAUUCCCGGAGUUCCUGCUUAAUCCCGCUUGAUUCUGGGAAUCAUCCAUCCAGGAUUUACGGAAAACCUCAGAAUUUUGUGUAAAUUUACCAGAAUUUUGUGACCUCAGUUGUAAUAUAAUAUAAUAUGCCAUUUAGCAUGUGUGCAUACAUUUUUGUGUAUGGGUGGUCCAGGGGAUCGAACCCACUACCCUGGCAUUACAAGCACCAUGCUCUACCAAUUGAGCUACAGAGGACCACUGUAGCUCAAUAAUAUUGUGUUUCCUUCCAUUUCAGCACAAACUGUGUCCCGCUGAAGCUGUUGUCUCUCACUGUGAUGUAUAGGAGUGAUACGGAUUAUGUAAUCAUCGGGAAGUUCAGAGAUGGAAGGGCAGAGAGCUGCAUGUGCCAGCCACAGGUUUAG
Molecule: messenger RNA, 2969 nt
Organism: Coregonus sp. 'balchen'
Lineage: Eukaryota; Metazoa; Chordata; Actinopteri; Salmoniformes; Salmonidae
Source: the annotation of a GenBank genome assembly